AAUGUUGUGAACCUUCUAAUUGUCCUCGUAUCAUUUUUCGAAAGUUGAACCUUCUUCCGGCAUGGAUCCUUUCGGCAAAGCAUUGGGAGGCGACUCCAUGGCAUAUGUCUAGUUUUCGAAAUUUAGGCCUAUCAUCAGAUUUCGUAGCUACCCGAAGUUGUUAGUUCCCACCAUAAUACCUCAUGGCUACAGCCUUGCACAAAAUGAGUACAUGAUUAGCAAAUAAUAGAGUGAGAGUACUUUUAAACAUUUAACUAAGGGAAUGAGUUACAUUUCUAUCUUAAAAUAUUUCGGAGGUCUAUUUUGUAUUAGAGUCCAUGUAGAACAUUAGUCUAGCUACUAACACUUUUUUCAUUAUCAAGGAGAUUUCACAUAUUUGACAGAAAAAUUAUAAUUGUCAGGGCCUAUCUAGUAAUCCCACCCACUCCUAAUCUCCCUUGGUAUCAUCCAUUUUACCUUGGAGAAUAGAAUUUUGAAUUAACUACUAUUAAGACACCCUUUUUUGAGUUAUCAGGUCAGGCCCGUUUCCUCUUGUAUUUUCAUAUUCCUAAGAUGUCGAGACUAUAGCUAAAUAUAACUUUGCAUUUGUGCUUUAUCAUUUCUGACACUCUUUUUCUGCAAUAAUGCUCAAUAACCAUCAAUUUUUCUCUAGUGCACAAAAUUGCAAACAAAAUAAGACCAAGAAAUAGUGCAUGCAUUGCACGUGAUUUGCCAUGUCCUUUAAUUAGGAAAAGAAUAUCUGUUUGCUUGCUGACUAGAAAUUGGUCCGAUUCAUUGAGGUAGCCCCAAACUAAUAAAAAUACUAUUGGGCCUGGACUUAUUUUAUAUAGACAAAAUAUAUUAGAGUAAAAGGAGGCCCACCAGCCCAAUCAACACCGUGUAUAUAAACUUACUUUGGUACGAGAUUCAGGCAUUCAGCUGCAGCUUAAAGUCCUUACUUUUGGUGAGCAUUCAUUCCUCGCUUCCAACCGUCGGCGUGAAGCAAUUCCGCCGACUACGGCCGGAAAUUGGUAAGAUCAAAAUUAAUAUUUAUCAAUCAAUCUCGAAGGGCGAUGACUUUUCCGGAAAUCUUCCAUGACAGCAGCUAGAAGCAGACUUGCAAAGCAAGGCACCAGCCCUUGAGUUGCUAUGAAAUUUCUCACGGAAGCUUCCUUUCAUUACUACAUGAUGAAGCUUGCCAGAACAUCUAAGCAUUUCUCAUUUGUAGACCGCAACCCAUGUGAAACUAAGGUUUCGAAUCCACCUAGCAGCCGUCAUCUGAAUUCCCCAACUAUGUAUAGUACGAUCGUCAAAAUGCAGUUUACUUUAUUCCAUAACUAAAUUAGAAUAGAAACAGCAGUUUAUGCAUAUGGUUGAAACUUCAUUCCGUGGGGAUCAUGUUGUUUCCCAUUUUCUAAUUGAUUCAUUCUGCAGCAGCGAUAUUAGGUGCAGUAUCUCUUGCAAGUGCUUGUGGAUGGUAUUGCUGGGAAUGAUGGAUUAAUCACCUGGCAACUCCUUUCUGUUGAAAUUACAGAACGACCAAGUCUUGGCCUAAGUUAAUUGUUUCUUGACAAGGUUUGCUUGUGGAUAAGUUUUCACGCACUCACACGCAGAGAGCAGCUGCUUGACCUUUUCCCCACCUUCCAGCGAAUCAGAUUCCACCCUUUUUUAACUCUUUCUUCUUCCCUCUUUAUUCUUUUCACCCAAAUCUCUCUUUCUAUUUAUAAAUACACUUUUAUGCGUACGAUUUGAUUGUUCCCACCGAUCGUUCCCGCUUCCGUUUAUUAUCGUCGGAAUCUUCAGGUGUAGAUUUGGUGAUAGUUUCUCAAGUUAACGGAAGUUUAUGCCUUUCCCUAGAUAUUCAAGUGAAGAAAGACUUUGAUACUGUACUUGUAGCAUUGAUCAGUUUCUAUUAGAAUCAAAAAACGCGGAUGUGUUGUUGAAUGAACGGAUUCUGGGCUUGUUGUUUCGGAUUUUCUGACUUCUUAUUGAAUAGACCCAACUUUCAUGAAGAUAUUAGUUGGGGUUGUUGAAGAUUCGACAUUUCCUUUCUGGGUUUGAUCAGCUGCGACAGUUCAGGGAGAAUGCUUUGAGCAUAAAUCAGAUGGUAGGUUCGAAAUACCAGAAUAAUUGUUAUGUCGAUUUGGAUUGCUUACUUCUGCACUUAGUUCCAGAAUUUGAUUAAACUGGGUGAGCUGUUGCAUUCCUGUGGUCCGUUCUUUUACCGUUGUUUUAUUGGUUAGAUAUGGAGUCUCUUCCCGUUGAGGUAGUUGGGAACAUACUAUCGCGGCUUGGGGCUGCCCGGGAUGUUGUAAUUGCAUCUGCAACUUGCCGGAAGUGGCAGGAAGCUUGGAGGAAUCAUCUCCACACUCUUACGUUUAAUUCUAAUGAUUGGCCUUUGUAUCAUGAAUUUUCCACUAGUAGACUAGAGAUACUUGUUACUCAAACUAUAUUCCAAACAAAAGGACUGCAGUGCCUUUCCAUAAUUAUGGAUGAUGUAGAUGAAUUCUCUGCUGCUCCGGUGAUUGCUUGGCUCAUGUACACUAGAGAAACUUUACGCCAGCUGCAUUACAAUGUGAGAACAACACCUAAUAUUAAUAUCCUAGAGAAGUGUGGUCGGCAGAAGCUUGAAGUGUUGGCUUUGGCUCACAAUACAAUUACCGGAGUUGAACCCUGUUAUCAGAAAUUUCCUUGUCUUAGAUCUCUUUCUUUGAGUUAUGUCAGUAUAUCAGCCUUGGAUCUGAGUCUUCUUCUUACUGCCUGUCCAAAAAUUGAGAACUUGGCCCUCGUCAGUCUAGAUAUUGUCAUGUCUGAUCCACAGGCAAUGAUGGAUUUGAGUAGUUGUUCCUUAAAGGAUAUUUAUGUUGAAGCUAUCAGUUUGGAUAAGUUUAUUUUGGAGGCAGAUAGCCUAGAAAAGUUGCACUUGAAAGAUUGUACACUUGAAGUUUUUGAGCUUGUAGGUAAGGGGAUGUUGAGAUUCCUAAAGGUUGAUGAUGUUAGUGUCAUCCAUCUUGAUAUUGGAGAGAGUGCUGAAAACCUGGAGAUUGUUGAUGUGAGCAAUUUCACUAUCAUGUGGGCAAAGUUCCAUCAUAUGAUCUCACGAUCAUCAAAGUUGAGAAAGCUUAGGCUAUGGGGUGUUGUAUUUGACGAUGAUGAUGAGUUUGUUGACAUAGAGACAAUUUCUUCAUGCUUUCCUUUAUUGAGCCAUCUAUCCCUGAGUUAUGACCUAAGAGAGGCAGCACUUCAGUAUGGCUUACAAGGUUCUUUUGUUUUGGAAAAUGUGAUUGUUUUGGAACUUGGGUGGACGGUAAUUAAUGACCUAUUCUCAACGUGGGUUUCAGGACUUCUGGAAAGGUGCCCUCUUCUAAAGAAGUUGGUCGUCCAUGGGGUUGUGUCUGAGACCAAAACCCAUGAAGAGUGCAACAUGUUGGCUAACUUUACUUCAUCCAUUGUAAAACUCAUGAGGAAGUACAUGCACGUGGAGGUUCAAUUUGAGUAUGAAUAGAUAUUUUACUGCAAGAAGCUUGUCAUCAGAUAUGAACUACAGAAGCAGGCAGAUAGCUCUCGAUCAAGAUUCUUCAUUUGUUGCUGAUCUGGUCCUUCUCAGAUAAUUUUUGGACUUAGACCAGUUGUGUGUUGCUGAUAUUCUUUCUGUACAAUUUCAGGUUAUGUUACCUGUUGUGACUCUUUUCUUUUUUCAUAAUUCUUAAAGGAAGGAUGCUUUUUUUUCUGUUUCCAUCAUGACAAAAUUCUCAUAUCAUAUGUAUUUCUGCUUC
Molecule: messenger RNA, 3755 nt
Organism: Sesamum indicum (sesame)
Lineage: Eukaryota; Viridiplantae; Streptophyta; Magnoliopsida; Lamiales; Pedaliaceae
Product: F-box/LRR-repeat protein At1g67190
Molecular function (GO): protein binding
Source: RefSeq, a predicted model, not a curated record